GUAGAUUAGUAAAAGAAGGAAAGAUUGUUUCUAUUGAAGAAAUAUAUUUACACUCAUUACCAAUAAAAGAAUAUCAAAUAAUAGAUUAUUUCUUUCAACCUAAUGAAUGUUCUCAUCCAUUAAAAGAUGAUGUUGUAAAAAUAAUGCCAGUACAAAAACAAACAAGAGCUGGUCAAAGAACAAGGUUUAAAGCUUUUGUUGCUAUAGGUGAUGGUAAUGGUCAUUGUGGUUUGGGUGUGAAAUGUGCAAAAGAAGUUGCUACAGCUAUAAGAGGAGCUAUAAUUUCAGCAAAACUUUCUUUGAUACCUGUAAGAAGAGGUUAUUGGGGUAAUAAAAUUGGAGACCCACAUACUGUUCCUAUGAAAGUAUCUGGAAAAUGUGGUAGUGUUCGUAUUCGUUUAGUACCAGCUCCAAGAGGUACUCAAAUUGUAGGAGCUCCAACAACUAAAAAGAUGUUGAAUUUUGCUGGUAUAAAGGAUUGCUUCUCAUCAUCUUGUGGAAAAACCAAAACUAAAGGAAACUUCUUGAGAGCAAUUUUCAACGCUUUGAGUAAAACAUACGGUUAUUUAACACCUGACUUAUGGAAAGUUACAAACUUUGAUAAAUCACCAUAUGAAGAAUGGUCAGACUUUCUUGAAACCUAUCAAAAUUUAAAAGGAAUAAAGACAACCGUUUAA
Plasmodium gaboni is the source of this 677-nucleotide messenger RNA. RefSeq names its product 40S ribosomal protein S5. The transcript has 2 exons. The annotation marks the transcript as partial. Gene Ontology annotation, cellular component: ribosome; cytosolic small ribosomal subunit. NCBI's taxonomy places the organism in Eukaryota, Apicomplexa, Aconoidasida, Haemosporida, Plasmodiidae. Gene Ontology annotation, biological process: translation. The record is from RefSeq and is a predicted model, not a curated record. Gene Ontology annotation, molecular function: structural constituent of ribosome; RNA binding.